Molecule: messenger RNA, 1118 nt
Organism: Xenopus laevis (African clawed frog)
Lineage: Eukaryota; Metazoa; Chordata; Amphibia; Anura; Pipidae
Gene: cotl1.S
Product: coactosin-like F-actin binding protein 1 S homeolog
Exons: 4
Coding region: 201-629 (142 amino acids)
Biological process (GO): regulation of actin filament polymerization
Cellular component (GO): cortical actin cytoskeleton; actin filament; cytoskeleton
Molecular function (GO): actin filament binding; actin binding
Source: RefSeq, a predicted model, not a curated record
GUUCUUGCUCACUCAGUGAAGCUGAUCAGUGUCUGCAGAGGAGGAACCUAGCGGAGCUCCAUCACCCACUCUCCUGCCACUGCCUUGGAUUCUGCCACUGAGCUGCUUUAAGGAUUUAAGAGGGGGGAUUGUCCUACUUUCUGAGCUUCCAAAUCUUUUUUUGUCUGCUGGACCCUGAAUAGAACUUAGAGCGUCCUCAAAUGGCAACGAAAAUUGACAAGGAAGCGUGCAGAGAAGCUUACAAUCUGGUGAGAGAUGAUACCAAUGAAACGAGCUGGGUAACUUUUAUAUAUGAUGGCCAUACUAUAGUCCCAGGAGAACAGGGUGCAACCUAUGAAGAAUUUAUAUCUGCUUGCAAAGAUGAUAUCAGGCUGUAUGCUUACAUCCGAUUCAUAACUGGGGAUGCCAUGAGCAAAAGAACCAAGUUCGUCCUAAUCACCUGGAUUGGUGAAAAUGUUGGUGGCCUCCAGAGAGCCAAAACUGGCACAGACAAGACCCUGGUGAAAGAUGUAGUGCAGAACUUUGCCAAAGAGCUGGUGAUCACAGACCAUAAAGAGCUGGAGGAAGAUUACAUAAGAAAUGAGUUAAAGAAAGCAGGCGGAGCCAAUUAUGAUGCCCAGGCUGAGUAAAGCUAUGCCUCCUUGGUGCCAUCUGCCAGUUUCCAAUCCUGAAGCCAACAACGUGAAAACUGCAGAAUACUUGAGGAAGAAAAACAAAGCAAAAAAGACUGGUUGUUUCUUUUGCAAAUGCCCCUUACCUUGCUUUCCAGCCUACCUGGGCAAACUGGAUGUACAUUGUCAUUCCACAUCACAUCAUCUCUGUAUCCAUCUCCGACAGUGAAAUACUGAAUUGCACCAAACAGAUUUCUGCAUGGGCAUGCACCCACUAAAAUUAGCACUCCCUUUGCCGGUCAAGUAACUAGAAGUUACUGCAGCUCUUGGCAACAUUUGUGGACACUAUAUCCCCAGAAAAAUGACCAAUAGCACAAACAUAUAUUAAAAUUUCUAAUAUUUUUAGUUUUCCUUGGUCCCCUACAUUUCUGGGCCCUCCAGCAGGGGCAAGGUAUGAGCUCCUUAUAGUUAUGCCUAUAUUAAUUGCACAGGUUAUGUCAUUUAUUC